Messenger RNA from Adineta steineri, 549 nucleotides. The record is from the annotation of a GenBank genome assembly. Lineage: Eukaryota; Metazoa; Rotifera; Eurotatoria; Adinetida; Adinetidae.
AUGGCUCUUCAAGAUCUAUCUCCAGUGAAUCUUUCGACAGUGAACGAAGUCACCAAUGAAAAGUUCGAAGAAGUUGAUGCUGAGGGUGGAACACUGCUACUUGAUAAUGGACGGAUAUGUGAAUCAGCAAAAUAUCGUAUUCCUGGAUUUGCGCAGGGUAGUGUCUCAUAUUCAUCAGGUAUUCACCGUAUCCGAUUUAGAAUACUUCGUGGCGUUUUAUUUGUUGGUAUUCGUUCACGAAAGCUACCAGUUCAAGUGGAUUAUGAUGGUGGAAACACCCAGUAUCUUAACAGCAGUUGCUCAUGUGGUUGGUACAACACCGGUUUUAGUGUAGUUCAUGGUGAAACUAAAAAAACACAUCUGGUAGACUCACAUAGUGAUAAUAAUAUCUACGUCUUGACAUUGAACUGUGAUGAACGGCGAUUAAGUAUAACAUUACCAAAUGGCCCACAACACGAUGAAAUAGAAGUUGAUCUUCUUCGUACGCCUUUCCCCUGGCGUUUUUGUGUUAUGCUUACUCGUCUCGGCGGUUGCUUAUCAUUAGAAUAA